This is a messenger RNA of Amoebophrya sp. A120, 4359 nucleotides long. The record is from the annotation of a GenBank genome assembly. Lineage: Eukaryota; Dinophyceae; Syndiniales; Amoebophryaceae.
AGGAAUCCAUGUGAAAUCCCCAUUUUCUCCCCAUGUUAGAUCUCUCGUCCCCGUCAAGAAAUAUUCAACAUACCACUUCGUACCACAACGUACGUUUCGUAUUUUAGGUAGGAUGCGUAUAUUGAUUUGGAGGUAAUCACCAGUUGCAGGCCUCUUUUUUACAUUCGCGUUUGACUGUAUAACUUGUUCACGUUUAUUGAGGCCCUUGCACGAGGUGGGCAAGAAAUUCAAAUUAGACUCCUAUAUUACCGGAGCUACCGAUACCGUUGUAGCGCCGAAGAUGACGCAGGGCAGCCUUGCGCAUGAAGGGUGAGUUUCGUCAUUUCGCUGCCACUUGGAGUUCGAUUCCGACCAAGCGGGUCAUUCAAGGCUAAAACAAGUGUGCUAGAAGUUGUACUGCAACCAGGCUUGUCCUUUCUUUUUUAGUUUCCUCGUCUCGGUUUGGAGGCACGAUGCCUGAGGAAGAAGGAGCUCCGGACGAGGUGGCAAUCGCCGUGGAGGGCGAGGACGAGGCGGAGGCGGGCGCGGAAGAACAGGCGGAGGAACAACCUGAGGAAGCAGGCGCAGAAGCCGACGCCACCGAUGAGAACAAGGGACAAAAGAAGGUUGGAUCGGGCAAAUACAUUUUCGAUUCGGAACAGGUUAAAGAGGUACAAGACGACAUUGACACUGCGGAUGCCAUACGCAUUGCAAGAGAUACCGAUCUGCUGGUCUGGAACAAGAUAGCAAAUUUGUGAUGUUGCAGCUCCCUGAAAACCAGAUCACCAAAAAAUUCUGUCUCGCAUGAAUCCGAAUAUAAAAUUGCCUUUUUUUUGUGACACGAACUGGGGAGUAUUUUGCAUCCAGGACGAUGAGUGGAGCCUUGUCAGAAUCUGUGAUGCUAGAUCAUGCAUUGCAGAACUUGCGGGACCACGGAGGCAUAGAAAAUCUGCAUCACAAGCAACUGCAUUCUUCCCGAGGACCCAGACGUACUACUUGCAAUCCAUACGCCAAAAUAAGGAGUAGGCUCAAAGAGAAGCCAAGCACUCUCGGUCGCGGAACCACGCUCGCAAACCUGGAAAAGGCCACGGACGAGAAUAAAUUUGCUCAAGUCGUCGCAACCGCGUUCGGAGAAGACACCGGGUAAGUAAGUAAACGUACAAUUUCACCCUAUUGACAAUUACUGACGCGUCGCGGGAUGCAAUAAGGACAUCAAUACAUAAAACUGACAGUAAAUAAAAGCUUCCCACGACCGUUGCUCUUCUGCUUUGGUUUUUUUUGGAAGAUCAUAUUGUUCUUCCUCUUCGAUAAAAAGGAUGCUUAGAAGGUCCUUUUUGGGUGAGAAGACGGAAGGUGAUGAUUUUGCAAGAACUUAUGCACCGGAAUAAACGUACAAAUACAAAACAGCAUCGGAAAGCAUUUAAAUGAGCAGUUGGCGAACCGAGAAUCGCAGCAGGGGGCGUUCGCCGUGCUGCAGGGGUCCGGCCAGGGACGGUCGAUGGGGCGGCCGGCCAGUCCGGUCACGCCGUUGGUGCAGCGCGUAUAUUCCCUCGGUCACAUGUUCGACGAGGAAGACAGCCCGCUGGCGAAGUGCGUGCGGGAGCGGAUCGCGUAUUUGCCGACGCGGAUGGAGUUUAUGGAUCCCGACUUCGACUGGUUUAAGAGUCGGUGGACCAGUGCCAACCGCGUGGAGGUGGAGCCCCUGCUCUCCUGGGAAGACCUGAUAAAGCUCCGAUGGCGACACAUGAAGAAGAACGUGGACAUGUACUGGCAGGUGUACUCGACAGCCAUGGCGGUCACAGUCUGGGGCACCACCUUGCACGUGGUCGACAAGGGCUUCAUGGGAGGAGCGCCGAUUGCGAAAGACUUCUUUCUGGAGCGAAUGCAGCUGCCCCCGCAGAUGUUCGGUAUCUUAUCUUUUUCACGCUCAGUUGUUUCCCUUUCUUUCUCGGGCACUUUGAUUUUACGUGCCCACACCGCAAAGAUAGAAUAAAGAAAAGUAGAAGACCGACAAAAUCACCUGAUGGUUUGUUCACCAUGUACCUUUUUCGUCCGAGCAGUAGACCCCUUCUCUUCUUGGAUGUCGUUUUUCUUUCUCGACAUCAAAUGUUUCGAACGAUAUGAAAAAACCUGGUGGAUGUUGUGAAAUACAAACAAAUUAUCGAUCAACGAUAAAACAGGUAUCUUCAGCGGCGUGAUUUCCUUCCUGUUGGUGAUUCGUGUGAAUCUUUCGUACGGGCGUUGGUGGAUGGCGCGGCAGGAAUUGGAGAAGUUCGCUACCCAGUUUUACAUGUUCGCCAUCACGCUCUGCUGCUGGGACCAGUUCACGGUGACCUCGGGGAAGGACCACUACCUGUUCCGCCGCCGCGUGUGCGGGUUGAUUUCCCUAAUGCACGCCAAGUGUUGCGAGGAGUUGCGCGAGAGCUACGAGUCGCCCUCCUUGGGGGACUGGUAUUUAGAGGAUUCCGUGCAGCGGACGAUGAACGACCACAGUCUCGUUCAGGAGAUCAUCGGCGUAAACAACGACUCGGAGCCGGUCCGCGACAAGACGGCGCAGGUGUACGCGUGGCUGGUGAUGCUGGUCUCCGGCCGGUUUUUCAAGUGCCACUUUGUCCCCCCGCCGCUCCUGACCCAGAUGUUCGCGCUGAUCCAAAACGGGAUGCAGUCCUUCCACAGCGCGCUGGUGAUCCGAAACACGGAGUUUCCCGAGCCCUUCACUGUGAUUGUGGUGAACUUGAGUACGCUGAUGGGGUUCCUGAUCCCGGUCGUGAUCCACCCGCUGCUGGACUUUCUGCUCUGGAAGUUUCUCCUGCUCACCAUCGCCAUGUACGGGUUCGUCGUCACGGGCCUGGUGGCCCAAAUGCUCGAGGACCCGUUCGGAACGGACACCUUCGAUCACCCACUGGAUCAGUACCAGAUAGACUUUGACAUAGCCCUGAUGGAGGUCAUCGACAAGUUCGACUACCGAGUGCCCUUCGCCACGGAAAACGGCUUGCGGGAGGACGACUACAAAAAGGCGAUGGCAGAAACCAUUCGGUGGAACAACUGCGCCCCGAAGGCACCACGGGAGCGCGUGGGACCCACACAGGGCGCGCUACGGAUCAUUCGCAGGGUAGACGCCACAAAGGACGGUAUAAGAUUGUUCAUCAGAGAAGUGGAAGUAGGGGACUCAUUCGGUUUCGUUGGUUAUCUUUUGUGCAGCAUCGUCCUGCAUCAUAAUACAUCUCUGUGUGAUCAUCCGCUUGGCGUUGUUCAUCUGAUCCGCGCAGCAUUCGCACCGAGACUCACAAUGAUCAUUCUUUUGCGCAGCUUUAGACCAGGUGACUUUAAUAUUGGCUGGAAGCACUGCCACUGAGUCUCGUCGACAUGAAAAUGUUGAUUUUAUUUCAACAAAACAGGUUGGGAUUCCGACGAUAGUUGCAUCCCCUUUGAGCAUGAGCUGAAGCCGAGGCGGCGACCGAAACUGGUAGAGGAUAAGGCAGAGCGGGUGAAGGAGCGGUUCCGAUUGAAGGAGGAACUGAAAGAGGCGGCGAAGUUCGCGCGGAUGAAGCGGGCUGUGUUCAACAUCGAGGCGUACGCCAUCAUCCAUAUGAACGAAAAGUACGGGCGCCACGAGUUCGGAAAGCAGCGGUCGAAGAGGGUCGGGGGUGACGACAAUGCAAAAAGCCCCGACGACAACAUGGCGCCGCUAGUAAGCGAGCGACCCAGCCGGCCAAGCACGUUUCGCCAAAUGCCGGUUGAUGACUCGCCUGCCAACCCGGGGAGGACGCGAGCCGCCAAGAGCAUCUACCGACCCGAUCGCGGCGGCUAAGUGGAUACUGAAUUUGUAAGAUAUGUAGGCUAGACGUUGUUUAUCAGAACGAAAGUUCUACGAACUACGUCUACUCUAGGUGUGAACCGCGAUGGAACUACUGCGGCUGCUGUUGUCUAUUCUUCCAAAAAAAAACAUGUGAAAGUCUGCUUUCCCAAACAAGGUGAAGUUUGCCUGAAGAGCAAAUCCCACCGUCGGAGAAUUUCGCUGCAACAUUGCAGGCGUCUGAUGAGCAAGGUGGUUGUACUUACUAGAGAUACGACUUUGAUCAACAUCUAUGCUACAGACUUAGCAUGGGAGAAAAAAAAUAUACCCGGAGAACCAUGAAUUUUCUUGUAAAAUUAAUAACGGCAUAAACAUAUGUCAGUGAAGUUGUGCCAAUCUCAAAAGCUACCCCGGUACAAACAGAAGUAUAAAGAUAUCAAUCGGACUUCCAAAAAGCAACGUUUAAAAAACAGUAUUACAUUAGGUUGAAAUGAAUACUUGGAUAAUUAUUCCGUUAAAUGUCAAGUGUCUUUUACUUGCGUCUGUAAUAUGGCAAUUGAUUUCUAGAGGAAGACGGCGACAAC